Molecule: messenger RNA, 399 nt
Organism: Plasmodium malariae
Lineage: Eukaryota; Apicomplexa; Aconoidasida; Haemosporida; Plasmodiidae
Product: DNA-directed RNA polymerase II 16 kDa subunit, putative
Exons: 3
Coding region: 1-399 (132 amino acids)
Biological process (GO): transcription initiation at RNA polymerase II promoter; positive regulation of translational initiation; nuclear-transcribed mRNA catabolic process, deadenylation-dependent decay
Cellular component (GO): P-body; RNA polymerase II, core complex
Molecular function (GO): translation initiation factor binding; nucleotide binding
Source: RefSeq, a predicted model, not a curated record
AUGACAAAUAACAUACACGGAGAUAUUAAAAACUUAGACCUUGGGCCAGAGUUCAAAAACUGUAAAUGCUUAAAUUUGUGCGAACUACAACUCAUUUUGGGAGAUCAACUUCGUCUGACCUCUAAAAGGAAUGAAGAGGCACAAGCAUUAAUAAAAUCAUCGUUUGACUACGCAAGCAAAUUUGCUACAAUAAAAAAUAGAAGUUCAAUUGUGGAUGUCAGAACAAAUUUAGAAAGAAUAGGAGAAUUGCAUGAAUAUGAAAUUGCCAUGUUAGUUAACUUACUACCGAAAACCAUUUUAGAAGCAAGAUAUUUCAUCCCAUCAUUAAUUCGACUAAAUGAUGAAAUAUUAAAUUCCAUUCUGGAACAUCUAAUUAGUUAUAAGAUGUAUGUAUCGUGA